Tachyglossus aculeatus (Australian echidna) is the source of this 2688-nucleotide messenger RNA. RefSeq names its product toll-like receptor 12. NCBI's taxonomy places the organism in Eukaryota, Metazoa, Chordata, Mammalia, Monotremata, Tachyglossidae. The transcript is spliced from 4 exons. The record is from RefSeq and is a predicted model, not a curated record. Gene Ontology annotation, molecular function: protein binding. Bases 1 to 2688 code for a protein of 895 amino acids. Gene Ontology annotation, biological process: signal transduction.
AUGUCUCCUCGCCCAGGAUCAGAGGCCAAAAAGGCAGGCAGCCCAAGAACCACUAGCGCCUCCGUGCCACUGCUGCUGCUGCUGGGGGCCUCCCCGGGCCCACUCCCCGCUGGGGCCUGGCUCGCUCCCAACUGCAUCGUGGUGGAAAGCGCCCAGCUGCCUCGCAUCUCCCGCUACUUCUCCCUCUACUCGUCGGAUCCUGGCCUGCGCCUGUUGGCAUUUUGCUACUCCGUCACCAGCCUGGCCCGGGCCCUGGAGCCUGUGCCCCCUGGCGUGGAAGGGCUCUGCCUGGCAGGCUCCAUACCCAUCCUACCCCCUGAUGCCUUCGCCAACUUCUCCAGCCUGCAGAUGCUGGGGCUGAUGUUGCACAUCACCGGAGUCCCACCGGACAUCUUCCGGGGCUUGGGCCGCCUGAGACACCUCGCCUUCCUCCACAAGCCAAACAAGGAAGAGCCUUUCCUGCCUCCCAGUGCCCUGGGGUCCCUGGACUUCCUCAGCACUCUCUCCUUCAGCGGCACCUGCCUCAACCAGAGUCAGGGCAUCCGGCUCCCCGCUGGCCUCCAGCAGCUGAGGGUCACCUACGGUUGCCUGACGGGUCUGGAGGGGCUGACCAGGAUCUUUCUGGGGCUGGCGUCGGGUCCAUCCUCCUCGGGGUCCGUCUCUCUGGACGAGCUGGACGUGUCUAACAAUGUCCGGCUGAGCGGGGUGGCUUCUGGGGCCCUGCGGGGGCUCCGGCUGGGGAUGCUGAAGCUGUACAACACCAAGAUGGUGGCCUCCGACCUGCUGGGCUCUGGGCUGGCCAGCCUGGAGACCCUCUCCCUGUGCCACGCUCAGGUGGACAUCCCCCCAGGGGAAGUGGUUUCCCGCUUUGCUCUGCAGGGCCUGGGGCUGUCGAGGAACAAGGUGGGUCACCUAACUGGAGAGACUCUGGCCCACUGGGCCUCCUUGCAUAGCCUGGACCUCUACUACAACAGCCUGGAAGAGCUGCCCCCCGACCUCCUGGCUGCCCUGCCCCAGCUCCAGAGCCUCGAUCUGUCCAGCAACCUGCUGGAGCGGGUCAUCCUGUGCCCCGGGACAGCCGGUGGCUCGGAGCUGCAGGAGCUAGAUCUGUCCCACAACCAAAUGUGGGUCCUGCCACCCGCAGCCUUCUCCUGCCUGGCCCAACUCCGGGAGCUUCGGCUCCAGGGAAACCGGCUGGUGCACCCGGGCAUCCGGGUGCUGCAAGGGCUCGGCCAGCUGGAGGUCCUGAAUCUCAACGGGAACCCUCUGGGGGCCUUGGAGAAGGGUUGGCUUGCCCCAGUGGCCUCCCUGAAGGCCCUGAGCCUGACAAGCAGCCAGCUGGCCUCCGUCCGGGACUGGUGCUUCCGGGGGCUGAGCAGCCUGCAGCUGGACUUGGUCUCUGGCCCAGGGAAGCUGGCCCUGCCCCAGAGCCCUGCUCUGUGUAGCCUAAAGAUCCAGGCCGGGGCCAAGCUGGUGCUGCGCUCCCCACCCCUGUACCCCUACCCUGCCCUGGAGACCCUUGUCCUUCAAGGCUUGGGGUUGCGACUGGAGCACGCCAACAUCUCCUCUGUCUUCCUCGUGCUCCGCCACCUGGCUCUGGACCACGUCGACCCCCGGCACUUCUGCUCCCCCGGGGCCUUGGGCUCAUCCCUGUUGCGACUCCCGCGCCUGGAGAGCCUGCUGGUGAGGGGCUCUGGGGUCUGCCGGAUCUCAGGCCUUUCUGGCCUGCGGAUGCUGGAGCUGGAGGUGCUGCUGACCUGGUCCCAGCUGCGCCCCAGGGCGCUCCAGGCGUUCCUCGGAGAGCUGCCCCAGCUGAAAGUGCUGAGUCUCACGGGGAAAGCGUUGGGGGCCCUCUCCGCUGCCAGUUUCCGGGGUCUGGGUCGCUUGCGGGUGUUGGUACUGGAGGACACGGUCAUCCUGGUGCUAGACAGCAGCCUCCAAGAGGAGAGCCCCCGGCUGCCCCAGUACAUGUAUUUCCUCAGAAGUCACUGCCCUCAGGCCCUGGAGCUGGAGCUCUUCCUGGCCAGCUUGGGCCUACUUCUCCUGCUGGGUUCUCUGCCCCUCCUCUGUCGUACCAGGAGCUCCUGGGCCCUCCACCUCCUGACCCUCCUGCGGGUCAGGUGGCACGGACUCGGGGCCCGUCCGGGUGAGGGCCGGCAGUUCCGAUACGAUGGUUUUGUGUCCCACUGCGGGAGGGACCAGGCCUGGGUGGUCAGUCAGCUGCUCCCGGCCCUGGAGGGAGCACCGCCGGGCCUGCAGCUCUGCUUGCUUGAGCGGGACUUCGAGCCGGGCCCCCAGGCCCUGGGCGACCCUUGGAGCCUGCUGCAGCUGCGGCUGGCCACCGCCCGCCUCCUGGGCAACCCCGGGGACUUCUGCCUCCUCCUGCUCUUCCAGAAACCCAUCUCCCGCCACUUUCUCCCCGACUACCACCGGCUGGCUCGCCUGCUCCGGACCAGAGACUACCCGGACUGGCCCAGGGAAGAAGCCAAGAGGGAGGUUUUCUGGGAAGGUCUGAGGAAGAGGCUGGGGACUCUGCGGCCAAGGGAUGGCGAAAGGGGAGCGGAUGAAGGGAACAUGGAAAGCAAGUGGAGUACGAAAGACACAGAAAAGGUGACCAAAAACAGGAAAUGCGAGGUGCCAAGGAGGAAGGGAAAGUCAGACAAAAACGGGAAGCGCAACAGGAUCUGA